AUGAUCUCAAACUCGACGCGAGAAAAGGCCAAGGCCACGAAAGCCUAUUUGGAGCAAAAGUACGCGGCUAUGAAACGUGAACGCGAGGAAAGUCGUGAGCGGCGCAACACUUUGGAACAGCAGAUGGAAGCGUUGCGUCUUACUGAACGCAAAAAGGAGCAGUAUCGCCAAGAGCUCCGAUCUAAGGAGCUGCAGAGUUUGCGCCACCAGCGAAAGCGUUUAGCAGUCGGAGAUUUUCAACCUCUUGCUGUGAUUGGACGUGGUGCAUUUGGAGAGGUCCGUCUAGUUCGCAAGAGAGACACUGGCGAGAUCUUCGCGCUCAAGUCGCUUGAAAAGAGCGCAAUGACAAUAAGUGGCUAG
Messenger RNA from Plasmopara halstedii, 360 nucleotides. Its product is annotated as agc ndr protein kinase. Gene Ontology annotation, biological process: peptidyl-serine phosphorylation; intracellular signal transduction. The coding region runs from base 1 to 360 and encodes 119 amino acids. NCBI's taxonomy places the organism in Eukaryota, Oomycota, Peronosporomycetes, Peronosporales, Peronosporaceae. The record is from RefSeq and is a predicted model, not a curated record. The transcript is spliced from 2 exons. Gene Ontology annotation, molecular function: ATP binding; protein serine/threonine kinase activity.